AGCUCUGCGAACAGCGGCCUCGGGGUUGCCACUGGUCCGCCCUGCCGCGAUGGCGUGGGACACGACGUUCAACCUGCUGUGGACGUCCAGGGUAGACUCGGAGGAGAAGUCCUUCCUCGAGGCGAACCGCCACCACCCGGCCCUGACCGCCCAGCAGGCGGCGGCCCCGGCGAGCCGGGGCGCCGGCGGCGGCUCCACGCUGUCGCAGGCGGGGGCCCGCGCCGUGGUGCGGUCCCCGAAGGCGGGCAGCUCGCGCGGCUCCACGGCGCUGUCGACGUCCGCACAUCGGAGGGCGCGCUGGCGGCCCUCCCAGCGCACCUGGCCCCCCUGGCCCGGUUCCCGGUGGCGGACAAGGACCUCAUGAGCGCGCGGGUGGUCAAGACCUCCGACGGCAAGACGCCCACGAUCCGCUUCAAGAAGGAGAUCGUCCAGGUGACGUGGGGCAGCGGCCACAUCGUCACCUACAAGCCCGAGUUCAUCUUGGAGGACCCCCCGACUGGCAGCCGGAUGACAUCCUCAAGCAGCGGCCCCGCGGGCGGGCGCGCAGGUCGGCGUCCUCUGGCGCGUCUGCGGCGUCCGGCAGCUGCCGCGGGCGGCCCUGAGGGUGAGAGGCCCGCCAGGCGAGAGCGCUGCCCGGCCGGGAGGUGCCGGAGGGCCUCCCAGAGGGAGCAAGUCCAGCAGGCCCGGGCCGCUCGCGUGGCUCGAGGGCCUCUCACCGCGGUGGUUGCGACGGCUGCCGCACUGCGUUACGCAUGCGGCGAGCCGCGCAGUGCCGCCGCGCGUCGCCGGCGGCAGUGCUUCCCCCGAGCACCGGGCGUCGCGUCCUGCCGCCGAGGGGCCUUGCGGAAACGUGAUGUCGUGGGGCUGGGACCAUCCUGUGGCUGGGCAGUGCCACCCUUCGCGUGUGCCUGCCUCGUGGCUUGUGGGAGGCACUGCGUGGAGUUUCAUCAGAGCUUGCAUUUUUAUCGCGCCCCCCCACCCACAAAAGCUGGGAACGAGGUGCUGAGCAGGCUGAGCAGGGGUUUGCCGCCUGAGUCAGGCGGAGUUUCCCCUGACCGUUGAGUGUGUUAACGUGCCCCGCCUUGCAGCAGGUCGCCACGUCAUUCAGGUAAAAG
Messenger RNA from Prorocentrum cordatum, 1115 nucleotides. NCBI's taxonomy places the organism in Eukaryota, Dinophyceae, Prorocentrales, Prorocentraceae. The record is from the annotation of a GenBank genome assembly.